AUGACCACCAUCACACCAUCAUCUUCCUGUUCCGAACAACAAACAUCCGUUCAAGAGAUGAAUCACGAUGAGGAAGAUCUACAUCAUUUUAAAAUUGAUUUAUUUCAACCCGAAGUACAAGAGUAUUUGGUACAGGCCAUGGAUUUGAAAGAUGGAGGAGAGAGUUUGAAAAAGGCUUUACAGACACCUCCGAAUAUUUCCACUGUUCGAGUGAAUACAUUACACUUUCGAAAAAUGGAUGAAAAUAAGAGUCAUGAUGAAAUCAUGGAACAAGCAAGAAUGAAAUUGAGUGAAAUUUUGGAAAAUAAGUACGAAGUGAAGAGAGAUGAACAUGUUCCAGAUUGUUUAACUAUACCUGUAACGAAAUUAUUUCCAAGUUUUGAAAAUAUUAGAGAGUUCAUUGUUGUGGAUAGACUCUGUGGACAAGCUGUUUUGAGAGGAUCUCAUGUAUUUAGCCCUGGAGUUUUAGCGACAUCCAAGAAUAUUCGCCAAAACUCCUUAGUGGCAAUAUUAUGUGACGUGCAAUCUCAGACCAUUAAGGGGUUUAAGUUUGAAAAAUCCAUAUCUGACAUGCUCAGCGGGUCUGAAGGAAAUUUUAUUUAUAUCGGUAAUGGUGUUAUUCAAAUGGAUCGAGCUAGCAUUUUCCAGACAAGAAAAGGUGUGGCCUUAGAAGUUACUCAACCACUGUAUGAAACAUGCUCCCUCAAUAAUUUAUCACAAAAAUAUUAUCAUGAGUUUUUUGCCCAAAACAUUUGCUCUAUGGUUGUUUCACAUCUUUUAGAACCACAAAAGGGAGAUAAAAUACUGGACAUGUGUGCAGCUCCAGGUGGAAAGACCACUCACAUUGCAAAUCUCAUGCAAGAUGGAGAAUUAAUUUGUUGUGAUCGCCAAAAAUCAAAAGUUGACAAAUUGGUGACAUUACGAGAAAAGCUUGGUUAUCACAUGAUGAAACCCAUUGUAUUGGAUGGUACAAAGGCAACAAGAAGAUUAGACGUUCAAAACGAGCAGACCGCACUGGUGGCCAAAGAAGUGACCACAACAAAUGCAACACAUUUUCUUGAAGAAGAAUAUUUUGACAAGGUUCUUCUUGAUGCACCAUGCUCAGGUUUAGGACUCAAAGGCUCUCUUUCUUUCAAAGAAAUUUCAUUAGAUUCACUUAGACAAACAGCAGAAUAUCAACGUAAACUGUUGUCACAGGCUUUCAAAGUUCUGAAACCGGGAGGUGUGCUUGUUUAUUCAACUUGUACAAUUAAUCCAAUGGAAAACGAGGAGAACGUACUUUGGUUUCUCAAUCAAUUCCAAUCAAAGAUAGAAUUAGUUGAGGCCAAUUUGAAGGCCUAUGCUAGUGAAGGGUUACCAAGUAUCAUCAAAGAUUCUUCUCUUCGAAGUAGGGUUUUACGUUUUGAUCCAAUACACACACCUCAAACUAUUGGGUUCUUUGCUGCAAAGUUCAUCAAAAAGAUGCUGUAG
Molecule: messenger RNA, 1470 nt
Organism: Naegleria lovaniensis
Lineage: Eukaryota; Heterolobosea; Eutetramitea; Acrasida; Naegleriidae
Exons: 4
Coding region: 1-1470 (489 amino acids)
Biological process (GO): RNA methylation
Molecular function (GO): RNA binding; methyltransferase activity
Source: RefSeq, a predicted model, not a curated record